This is a messenger RNA of Hypoxylon fragiforme, 1718 nucleotides long. RefSeq lists its product as uncharacterized. NCBI's taxonomy places the organism in Eukaryota, Fungi, Ascomycota, Sordariomycetes, Xylariales, Hypoxylaceae. The record is from RefSeq and is a predicted model, not a curated record. The coding region runs from base 444 to 1613 and encodes 389 amino acids. The transcript has 3 exons.
AGCAACAUACCUACAUUAUCUUGCUGCUGGUACCGCCGCCCACUUGAUAUUAUCCAGCGGAUUCAUCCGCCCUCUCCCCCCCUAAGGUAUUAUUCCCGAUACAGCUUUUGAUAGCUUUCACUCCUCUUCCUCUUCACCCCAGCCCCCCGGCAGCGCGGCUGCGUGUAUGCGCCUGUGAUACGCGGUGUGUGUUCAAGGGAGAUUGGCUCGUUUGUCUGAUUGUCUUUGCGCCAGACGCGCGCUCUCGUCCGCAUCCAACCCAACCCAACCCCCUUUCCCCUUCUCCAUUGGCUUCCCAUGCGCUCCUAGCGGCUGGUAUAUUCCAUCCCUCUACUUUUACUCAUAUACUUUCUUUAUCUAGAGUAACCACACUUUUUUCCCCCCCUUCCUCCCUUCCCACCGAAGAAGGGGGGCGACCCACCAUACAAACAAGGAAGUACCACAUGGCCAUGGACUCCGCUCCGAGCCAGCCGACGACCGCGUCCGGGACCCCCGGGCCCCUCCGGACAUCCGACCCGGGCUCUACUACUACCACCCCGAUCUUCACCCCCGCCGCCGUGCAGAAUGAAAAGGAGGUCGAGGUAGUAGACUCGCCUACCUCCCCCGCCUCCCCCAACGCCCUCGCGCGCUUCGAGUUCGAGGCGGGCCGCGGCAACGACGGGUCCAAGAUCCUGAUGGUGGAGUGGGAUCCCGCGCCGCUGGGCGAGGACGGCUGGGCCGUGUCGUGGGAGGGGAAGGCGACGACGUUUCCGGUGUCGGAGAAGCUGGCGGUCGACGAAGGUGAAGGGGAAGUCGCGGAGCGCAAUCAGCGACGCCAGCGCAUCUACUUCCUGCUCCCGUCCUCCGCGACGAUCCCGCCCAUGGUGACGAUCUCGCACGCCGGCUCGGGGUCGGGGUCGGGUUCGGGUUCGGGUUCGGGCGUCCACGGCGCAACGACGCUGGCCGCUAAAUCGAUGCCUGCGAUCUUCGCGCCGGGGCUGGGGAUCGGGUCGCGGGAGGCGGGCCGCCGCGGCGUGCUGCACACGAAGUGGGCGCGGCUGCGGGCGGCGCAGCUGCAGGACGAGAUCCGCGCCGAGCUGCGCGACAACAGCGAGAGCGUCGCGCUCGAGAUGGCGGUCCAGGAGCGCCUGUGGAUCAUCGAGCACUUUGGCCUCGAGGAGCUGCGUCCCGCGGCGGACGCGAGCGCGGGUGUAGGUCUCCAGAAUGCAGGCGGCGCUGCGGCGGCUUCGCAGCAGCAGCAGCAGGCGCCGCAGAGCCCGAGGUCCCCGGUGAGUGGGCGCCUGGGCGAGAAGUUAAGGGGUUUGAAGCUGGCGACUUCGCCGUCGGAGUUGGUUAAUCCGUCAGGCACACAAUACUCGCAAACACAACAACAAGUACCAACCCUAUCCAACCCCCUGCCACCAAAUAAUAAUAAAAAACCGGAGGUAAUCCCGAGAGUAGCGAACGCAGGCGGCGUAGCCUCCCUCGACGCCGUCCUCGGCACGGGAGGGGACCAGGCCCCUGCUGCUGCGCCGGAUACCCAGAGCAAGGAGACGGAGGACGAGCUGUUCGCGCUGCCGAUGAGUCCGCGGAGCCCCGAGAUGAAGACGAGCCCGUUCAGCUUCUUGAGGUAGCACCUAGUUCCGCUUUUCUGAGGAUGAUAGAAGAAGAAGAAGAAGAAGAAGCAAGCGAUGAAAAAGGUUGCGAUGGGAUAUCAGAGACGGAAAACAGAUGGGGGA